Messenger RNA from Topomyia yanbarensis, 2230 nucleotides. It is a transcript of the gene RpA-70, whose product is annotated as replication protein A 70 kDa DNA-binding subunit. Gene Ontology annotation, biological process: DNA repair; DNA recombination; DNA replication. Gene Ontology annotation, cellular component: nucleus. The transcript is spliced from 4 exons. Gene Ontology annotation, molecular function: DNA binding. The coding region runs from base 266 to 2098 and encodes 610 amino acids. The record is from RefSeq and is a predicted model, not a curated record. NCBI's taxonomy places the organism in Eukaryota, Metazoa, Arthropoda, Insecta, Diptera, Culicidae.
CGUCCAAAUCGAAUGACGUUUGAAAUUCGCGCGCUUGUUGUAAACAGUAGACUGUCUGAACUGUUCGUCAAUAUAUCCUGGAAAAUAGUGAUUUAGAAUCGCGAAAAAACAUUUUGUUGUACAAUAUACAUUACAUUACAUUGUCCGGUUAUUGUAUUUUAAAAGUGGAACGAUAAGUUGAUCGAAGGUAUCGUACUCAAUUUCGAUCUAGAAUAAACGCAGUAGCUGCUGUCGAGACAUCAGGAAAUAACACGAAAACGGAACCAUGAGUCAUAGUGGACUGCUUACUGCGGGCUGUAUUGCCGACAUGAUGCGAGGGAAUGAACUGGAGCAACCAGUUGUUCAAAUUCUGGGUUCAAAGCGAAUUGCCGGUGGAGGGGAACAGUCGGAACGGUAUCGACUGCUGAUCUCUGACGGUCAAAAUUUAUAUAGUUUUGCCAUGUUGGCCACGCAGUUGAAUGAGUUGCACCAGAACGGCCAGUUGUCGGAAUUUACCGUUAUUCGUAUCAAUCGCUACAUUACGUCGGUCGUGAACCGUGGCGAGCGCGGUGAGAAACGUGUGUUAAUCAUUUUGGAACUUGCUGUUGUAAAACCAGGCGCAUCAAUUGGGGAAAAGAUUGGUAAUCCGCAACAAUUGUCCGAUGGUGCUGCAACGAACAAUGGACCAACUGCUACUCCCGCUAGGACCGAAUCUGCUGGAACUAUAAGCAACGGAUCCGGUUAUCAAAAUCGCUCAUUGAAUGCAAGUACGGCACCUUCUAGUGCCAGCUUAUCCAGCGAUACCCUGACACAUCCUAUUAAUUCGCUCAGUCCCUACCAGAAUAAAUGGGUGAUCAAGGCUCGUGUAAUGUCCAAGUCGGCAAUUCGCACUUGGAGCAAUGCCAAAGGCGAGGGAAAGCUUUUCUCUAUGGAUAUAAUGGACGAGUCGGGUGAAAUUCGUGUUACAGCAUUUAAAGAACAGUGCGACAAAUUCUUCGACAUGAUUGAGGUUGACAAAGUGUACUACAUCACCAAGUGUCAGCUGAAACCGGCCAACAAACAAUAUUCGACACUGAAGAAUGACUACGAAAUGACGAUGACAAAUGACACGAUCAUCCAAGAGUGCAAAGAAGUUUCAUCCUUACCGGAGAUUCAAUACACAUUUGUGCCUAUUUCCCAGAUCGCCAACAUGGAACCGAAUGCGAUGAUUGACGUAAUCGGCGUCUGCAAAGAAGUCAGCGAUGUUGUUCAGUUUACGGCCAAAUCGUCAGGCCGAGAGCUAAAAAAGCGAGAAAUCACAAUGGUCGAUUCGAGUCACGCAGCUGUUCAGUUGACACUCUGGGGUGAUGAUGCUCAAUCAUUUCCUAGCGCUACUAACCCGGUUGUUCUAGUGAAGGGAGCUCGCGUGACAGAGUUCGGUGGCGGUAAAUCUCUAGGUCUGGUUGGCGGUAGUGUCAUGAAACUAAACCCCGACAUUGAAGCUGCGCAUAAGGUUCGCGGUUGGUACGACAAUGGCGGUAGUCAUGAGGCAAUCAGCAGCGUAUCGACACGCACAGGUGCUGGUGCCGGGUACGUCACCGAAUGGAUAACGUUCCAUGAGGCUAAGGAGAGAAAUCUGGGAAACGGUGACAAGCCGGAUUAUUUCCAGGUGAAAGCCUUGAUCCACAAUAUCAAAUCUGGCAAUGCGGUCUACAAGGCAUGUCCGCAGCCGGAGUGUAACAAGAAGGUGGUUGAUCAGGAGAAUGGACAGUAUCGAUGUGAGAAGUGUAAUGCCGACUUCCCGAAUUUCAAGUACCGACUGCUGGUAAAUAUGCUGAUUGGAGAUUGGACCUCGAAUCGAUGGGUUACGAUAUUCACGGACCUGGCAGAGCAAAUGCUUGGUAAAACAUCACAGGAAAUUGGCGACGCGCUCGAUUUCAACAAGGAUGAAGCGGAGCUAAUCUUUUCGGCUAUCAGCUUUAAAAACUACGUUUUCAAGUUGCGAACAAAGGUCGAAUUCUACGGGGAUUCAGCUCGGAACAAAACAACGGCCGUCGAAGCGAAACCUGUCAACCACAAGGAAUACAACGCAUAUCUGGUUAAAAAUAUUCAGGAUUUGACUGGGAUUGGUAAGAAUUAAAAGAUCGUCGUUGUUUCGUCAUUGUGAUGUUCUUCUUAUAAUGAUAAUUCUCACAUAUUCUUCAUUCAAAUAAACUGUUACUCUUUGAUAUGUAUAGUAAUCACAAGUUAAAAUAAACUACUCAUAAAUCAG